Messenger RNA from Medioppia subpectinata, 345 nucleotides. NCBI's taxonomy places the organism in Eukaryota, Metazoa, Arthropoda, Arachnida, Sarcoptiformes, Oppiidae. The record is from the annotation of a GenBank genome assembly.
AUGGCAAAACGUAAACACUUGAAGACAUCAAAACAGAUGAAGAAAAUCAAGACAUCACUCGUGACCACAGAUGACGGCAAUGAAGACAACAAACAACACCCACGAAUCUAUACCAAAGACUCUUUGGAUCGAUUCGGUGAUGAUUUGUGUGCAGUUCUCGUGUCUUAUCUCUCACUCGAAGACUGUUUUGAAUACGAAUGUGUGUCCAAACAGUUCCAGAGGACAGUCUUCGAGAGUGUUGUCGACAUUCAUAUCUACACGACUUUAGUUAAAAAACUAAACUCGAUGCGUCUCAUAUACGACAGAGACUAUCACUCAUUCAUGUCCAGCGAUUGUCACAAUUAA